Trichobilharzia regenti is the source of this 1256-nucleotide messenger RNA. NCBI's taxonomy places the organism in Eukaryota, Metazoa, Platyhelminthes, Trematoda, Strigeidida, Schistosomatidae. The record is from the annotation of a GenBank genome assembly.
AUGGUUUUAUUAUUCUUAGUUGAGGAAAAUGUUUGUUUAUCUUUUUUGAAUUUUGCACGGAUUCAAUUCCAACGUGGCCAGUGUAAGUAUUCGCGCCUUCAAUUGCGCGUGUGUCCCCACUCAUUCACGCAGUCAGGUCAUAUACUAAUGUCGGAAAGGUCAUGGAACUCAAUAAAACAAGAGGACUGUAAAAUUGAGGUUGGAACAGUUGAUGUGAUAAAGCCCAAAAGUCCAACUGAGGCGAAAGAAAAGAACCAAGUGGGAAAGUCUGUGGUAGUUCCAAGAAUUGAUGUGAUAAAGCCCAAAAGUCCAACUGAGGCGAAAGAAAAGAACCAAGUGGGAAAGUCUGUGGUAGUUCCAAGAAGAGUGUUUUGUCGACAGUGUGACAAAAACUUUGCAAAGAAAAGUCAUCUGGACGAACACAUUCGUGUUAAACAUGAAGGUAAAGCCUACGAAUGUGUAACUUGCCAUAAGAAAUUACAAACACAUAAAGGACUUAAAAUACAUCGAAAACUUCAUGAAGAUAUCGGAAUGAAAUGUGAAGAAUGUGGUGAACGAUUCAUCUAUAAGUCAGACUUGGAUAAACAUUACAGAGCAAUUCAUACAAAUUUAAAGUAUAACUGUGACUACUGUGAACAGACGUUUAGUUGGAAGGCGACAUUAUAUGAACACAAACGCUCUGCACAUAAAGGUGUAUAUUUCCAGUGUGACGAGUGUGAACUGUCGUUUGUCCGCAAUUGGAAUUUAGAAAAACACAAGAGAGAAGUGCAUGAUGGUGAAAAAUUCAAUUGUCCCCAGUGCGAUAAAAUGUAUUCGACCAAAAAUUUCCUUAACCAACAUGUACAGGUGCAUCAUAAAGGUGUAUACUUUUCGUGCAGCAACUGUGAUCAAAAGUAUGCCACGAAGUAUCGAUUAAAUAAACAUAUGAAACGUUGUAUUAUAAAAAAAACUGAUGUCUUCGAAGAAUUCAUCGAAGCGGAGAGCUGAUGAAUGAACAACAGCUGUUUUUUAUCCUUAUGCAGAUGAAGUGUUUUUUUUUACCUGUUAAAUGUGAUUAUUUUUUUUACUUUACUAUUAUUAUUAUUGCUAUUGCUGUGCCUCACCCUGCCUCCCGACAGUACCCACCACCACCGACACCCAUUCAAGAAGUAAUUCAAAGUCAGUUACAGGAUAAACUCUCAAUGUCACUGUCACUAACUGUGUGUACAUAUCCAGAUUUUCUAAACGUAUGUGAUGUUUAACUACAAACAUUCUGC